AUGGCUUCUAGCAAAGCAUGCCGAUUCCAAGUGUCUGAUGAAGUCGGCUGGACAAACUUGUACAACAUGUAUUGCUUUCGUUCUUUUUGCCUCGCGAUAUAUGUUGCCAGGCUCAAGAUCGGGUCGGGGCUGCCCCCGUGGCCAUCGCCCGGUGCCGCCUCGCCGGCCCCCACCCUCGUCCUCGCGCCCCCGUCCCCUCUCCCUCGACGACUCCCCUCGCCGCGCAGACCGCGACCGCGCCCUCGACGCCCGCCGCCGCCCCACCGCUCGAAGCUGGAGCCACCACGCCGGCCCUGCUCCGACGCCGUCGCCCUGGACAUCGCCGCCUCGUCCUCGACCGCCCCGCCUCGCCCCCGACGCAGCACAACGAGCCGCCGCCCGAAGCUGCUCAGCGCCCCGCCGCCUUCGUCACCGACGACCACCUCGCCGGACGCCUUCGUCGCCUCCUCCCCUGCGUCGCCUCCUCCCCUGCGUCGCCUCCUCCCCUGCGUCGCCUCGUCUCCGUGCUCCUCCCCGCGCCCGCUGCCACUCCCCUACGGCAGCCGUGAGCACCUCCCGCUCCUCCUCUCCCCUCUGCCCCCGUCGCCGGAUCUGACUGCCGCCGUCUGCGUACGCCCGUGCUCACCCCGCCCCCGCGUUUCGCUCACCGCGACCUUCCCCGUGCGCCCCGUCUACGCUCGCCGCACCCAGGGCAUGCCCUGGCUGCGCCCGCGGCUGCCCGUGGCCGUGCUCCUGCCGCCUCCCGUUUCCGCCACCACACUGCCCCCUCGCCGAGGACACCUCGUCGCCGAGGACACCUCGCCGACAGAGUCCCGCCGGCACCCCCAGCGGACCCGGCCGCGGCCGCUCCCGGCGACCGCCCUGCUCCAUCGGCGGCCUUGGCCGAGGCCCCCCUGCUACGCGGGCAUGCCCAGCCGAGGCCACGGCCUCGCCCUCGAUGGGCGCCUGCAACCGCGCCCGAGAACCGCGCCCGUUCGCCCGCUAGGGCUCCCCCUGAGCCACUGA
Aegilops tauschii subsp. strangulata is the source of this 1005-nucleotide messenger RNA. Lineage: Eukaryota; Viridiplantae; Streptophyta; Magnoliopsida; Poales; Poaceae. The record is from RefSeq and is a predicted model, not a curated record.